AUGGAUUCAGAAUACAGAUUGCGAUCCAGUGCCUCUGCCGCAAGUAUACCGCGUCGAGUUCCCAGUAUCCGAGCUCAUCUUCAUUCUUCAGCUGGUUCUGUGUCUCCCGGUACAGUCAUCUCUUCGCCCCAGAUAGCCGCCAUGCUGGAUAUAACUCCGCUGCCCUCGCCGACCAUGGCCGCAUUCGAGUCUUGGAAGGCUCUUUCGCUCGCAAGAACCAGAUCCCGUGGCUCUUCUAUAUCCUCCGCCAAAGCUGAAGCAUUACCCCCUCCCCUUGUUUCGUCACCAACAACUCCUCGCCGAAAUAAAGGCUAUCCAGGUUUGAAAUCUUCUCCUCCUUCGCGUCCAGGUACAUCAGAUGGCCAGGUCCUCCCUGCCGAACACACCCGUACUAGAAGCGUCAGUGAUUAUGUGCCUGAACCUUUGGCUGUGCCGAAGCCCCGAAACAUUGCUGUGUCAAGUACUGGGGCGCCGGUCGCGAUCACAGAGUCUCCGACGUCUAUGCUUCGGGAGGAAUACCUCGGUCCACAAAGAGGUUGGAGCAAGUCCCUCGUUAGACCUCUCACACCACCACAGCCAACAAUUAAGAUAGAACGGAGUCACGAAGAUGAGCCAGCCGCAAAACGGCCAAAACUGGAAAUCUUUAACGCGCGAAGUGUUUCCACCGGGGAGCCCAGAGCCUAUGAAGCGAUUCGGAUCCUGGGCCAGGGGACUUUCAGCAAGGUCUACUUGGCAGUGCGACAAGUCGACAACGACCGCAAGGACAACGUCGAUUACAGGCAAGACAGUAUAAACAUGGCAGGCGUCCGCGCUCGAUCCAGACGACUUGUGGCUGUCAAAGUCGUAGAACACGGUCCAGCCGGUGGGGCCGAUGCGGAAAGGAUCGAGGUCGGGCUCAAACGAGAGGUGGAUCUGUUAAAAGCCAUACAACAUCCGUCGCUGGUGCAUCUAAAAGCAUUCGGCAAUGAUGACAAUGCUCGUGCUCUGCUAGUCAUGAAUUACUGUCCCGGAGGAGACUUGUUUGAUGUUGCGUCUAAACAUCGCGAGGUCCUGACACCAUCGCUCGUCCGAAGGGUAUUCUCCGAGCUGGUCUCGGCGGUGCGAUAUCUUCACCAAAAGUACAUCGUUCAUCGGGACAUUAAGCUGGAAAAUGUCCUUCUCAACAUUCCGGUCCGCGUUCACCCUGAUGUGCACGACUGGCAAACACUCGAUCGCGCAGUUGUAACACUUACCGACCUAGGCCUAUCGCGCCGCAUUCCCGAACCGCCAGAAAGUCCCCUCCUCACAACACGGUGUGGAAGUGAAGAUUACGCUGCCCCUGAAAUAUUAAUGGGCCAGCCUUACGACGGACGACAAACUGACGCCUGGGCACUUGGUGUUUUGCUAUACGCACUAAUGGAGGGACGCCUGCCCUUUGACCCUCUCCCUGGCGCGCGUGGGGACCCGGCCAUACUUCGUGCGCGGACACCACACAGGAUAGCGCGGUGUGAAUGGGCAUGGUUCAAGUAUGGCAACCAAGACGGAGAAUGGGAUCCAGUCAAGGGCGCAGAAUUCGAAGGUGCGCAUGAGUGUGUGGGUGGAUUAUUGAAGAGGAAUACACGGCGGCGACCGUUGGCCGAGAUUCGAGAAUUACCAUGGGUGAAGGAUGGCAUUCAGGUCGACGGGGGUCUCAGAUGGGUCGAAGAGGAAUUGUAA
Molecule: messenger RNA, 1695 nt
Organism: Cladophialophora psammophila CBS 110553
Lineage: Eukaryota; Fungi; Ascomycota; Eurotiomycetes; Chaetothyriales; Herpotrichiellaceae
Product: CAMK protein kinase
Exons: 2
Coding region: 1-1695 (564 amino acids)
Biological process (GO): intracellular signal transduction; protein phosphorylation
Cellular component (GO): cytoplasm
Molecular function (GO): protein serine/threonine kinase activity; ATP binding
Source: RefSeq, a predicted model, not a curated record